Messenger RNA from Rosa chinensis, 3083 nucleotides. Its product is annotated as zinc finger CCCH domain-containing protein 30. The record is from RefSeq and is a predicted model, not a curated record. The transcript has 2 exons. NCBI's taxonomy places the organism in Eukaryota, Viridiplantae, Streptophyta, Magnoliopsida, Rosales, Rosaceae. Gene Ontology annotation, molecular function: protein binding; metal ion binding. The coding region runs from base 324 to 2504 and encodes 726 amino acids.
UUGUGAAUUUCAAUGCCCCCUUCCUCCACCCCCUUGCAAAUUAAAAUAACUUCCAAAUUGCAUUUCAUCUCCAUUUCCAUUCCAAAAUUUUCAAUUUCCUUCUAGACGUUACUUUCUCCUCUCUCUCUCUCUCUCUCUCUCUAGAAAUGUCUCUCACUGUCUUUGUGUGAUGAUUCCUCGGUCUCAUCGAUGGAGAUGGAAGCUUUAAGGCUCUGGCUCUCUUAGCUUUAAAGUUGUUCUGACAUUUGGACUCCUUUGGUAGUUGGAACGCCGCUGAUCUUUCUCUCGGAAACUGUUUUCACCGUAUUUCGGCUAUUUAAAGCAUGUGUGGUGGUCCUGAACGAUCUAAAACAACUUCGUCUGAGUCCGCUGAAACCAACUCUAACCCCGAAAACAUGAAUCAUCUAACCGUUGCAACUGAAGAUUCUUUGUCUAGCUCACUUGAAUUUGCUUCUGACAAUGAUGUUGAAGGAUUUAAGCAAUUGAUUGAUCAGGAUGCUUCGUCAAUUAAUCAGAUUGGACUAUGGUAUAGCCGUCCGAAAGGGUCAAAACAUAUUGUUUCCGAGCAAAGAACUCCGUUAAUGGUUGCUGCUACCUAUGGUAGUGUUGAUGUUGUGAAGUUUAUUGUCUCGCACCCUGAGGCUGAUGUAAAUUUCUCAUGUGGUUUGGAUCAAAGCACUGCCCUUCACUGUGCUGCUUCUGGUGGAUCUGUUAAUGCAAUGGAUAUUGUCAAGCUCCUUCUAUCUGCUGGUGCUAAUCCGAGUUGCAUGGAUGCUAGUGGUCAUCGCCCAAUUGAUGUUAUUGUUGUUCAUCCCAAGCUGCAAAGCAUGCGUUCUGUUCUUGAGGAGCUUCUCUCAAAAAAUGCUUCUGAUGGCUCAGCAAGUGACUGCAGUUUACACCUAUCGAUUAUUACAUCAAAUUCUGAUUCACUUGCGCUUUCUUCCUCCUCGGAAAAUGGAUUGCAAUCGCCAUCAGAAUCAGUUUCUUCUCCUGCUUCAAAGUUCACUGAGUUGCUUGUUAAUUCUAACUCAGAGAAGAAGGAAUAUCCAUACGAUCCAUCUCUACCUGACAUUAAGAACAGCAUUUAUGCCACAGAUGAGUUCCGCAUGUUCUCAUUCAAGGUCCGACCUUGCUCACGGGCAUACUCUCAUGAUUGGACAGAGUGCCCUUUUGUUCACCCAGGGGAGAACGCCCGAAGAAGAGAUCCCCGCAAGUUUCACUAUAGUUGUGUGCCCUGCCCUGAAUUUCGUAAGGGUGCUUGUAGACGUGGAGACAUGUGUGAGUAUGCUCAUGGGGUCUUUGAAUGUUGGCUCCACCCUGCUCAAUACCGAACCCGGCUUUGCAAAGAUGGCACAAGCUGCAACAGACGAGUAUGUUUUUUUGCACACACGACUGAGGAGCUGCGUCCUUUGUAUGUGUCAACUGGAUCUGCUGUCCCUUCCCCGCGCUCUUCUGCAUCUGGUCCUACUGUCAUGGACAUGGCUGCUGCUUUGAGUCUUUUGCCUGGUUCACCUUCAUCAGUCUCUGCUAUGUCUCCAUCCCCGUUCAGUCAGUCCAUGUCUCCAUCAGCAAAUGGCAUAUCUCAAUCAUCAGUAGCAUGGCCUCAUCCAAAUGUGCCAACGCUUCAUCUCCCUGGAAGCAACCUCCAAUCAAGCCGCUUGAGAUCUUCACUUAGUGCGCGGGACAUUCCACCUGAAAAUUUAAAUUUGUUGCGUGAAUUGGAUGCUCAGCAACAGCUCUUGAAUGAACUGAACUGUUUCUCACAACCCCGACCAAGUCCCAUCUCUGUUGGUCGUUCUGGCCGCUCUAAAACAUUAACCCCCUCAAAUCUCGAAGAGCUAUUUUCUGCUGAAUUCUCCUCUUCACCUCGAUUUUCAGACCAUACAGCUGCUUCUGUUUUCUCACCUACCCACAAAUCAGCUGUACUGAAUCAAUUUCAACAACAGCAGAGCAUGUUAUCGCCCAUCAAUACCAAUGGUAUGUCACCCAAAAAUGUUGAUUAUCCUCUUUUACACGCUCAAUUUGGAGUUCAAUCUCCUGGAAGGAUGUCACCUAGGAGCGUGGAGCCAAUCUCCCCAAUGGGCUCUAGGCUAUCAGCAUUUGCCCAGCUUGAGAAUUCGCACCAGCAGCUACGCAGCCUCAGCUCAAGGGAUCUUGGCAACAACUUCUCCUCCAUGGUUGGGUCUCCUGUAAAUUCUUGGUCAAAAUGGGGAUCUCCCAGUGGAAGGUUGGAUUGGUCUGUUAAUGGGGAAGCUGAGGGUAGAAUGCGAAGAUCAUCUUCAUUUGAGCUUGGGAACAAUGGGGAGGAGCCUGACCUUUCCUGGGUUCAAUCUCUAGUUAAGGAAUCACCACCUGAGAUGAUGAAAGAUAAGUUUGCAGCUCCGGUUUCAAGUGCUGUCACAUCCGGUGAGGUUUUGAAUUCCAAUUCUCAAAUUGAAUCCAUUGAUCAUUCUGUUUUGGAUGCUUGGCUUGAGCAGAUGCAGAUUGAUCAGCUAGUAGUCUAGUUAAAAUGAAUUCAUUUUACUCAUUGAACUAGGUAUUUAAGUUCAGAAGGUACAUAUUCUUUUUCUGGGUUUCUUUACUGGAAAUCGAAGUUAAAAUUAAAGUGUUAACUGGUGGUGGUAAGGUUGAAGGUGGUGGAGAGGCUGGCUCAAAUGUUCUGGAAGAUAGUAUUCAAUUUUUUUCCAUUUAUUCUUUUCACAAGAAAUCGGAGAAGGAUGAAAGAUCCUCCGGGAUUAGAAAACAUAGUCUAGUUUUGGAGGUUCUUCACAUUUUUUUAUUUUGUGCAUUUUAUUUUCAUUUAAUUUUGUCUCUGAAGAAACUACAGUAUUGACUGCAACAAAAACAAAGAGCUCUCUGUAUUUUGUUGUGCCUCAUUUUUCUUCAAUAUUUUCUGUUGUCAAUCUCUGUAAUUGUGGUUAGGCAAAAUGAACUUUGGAGGGAGAUUAUUUUCUUUGGAAGGUGCAAAAGUGUUGUACCCUUGAGAUUUGCAUUGUUGUGGUAGUGGGGCAGUUUGCAAAUGGUUUCUCCGUUAAUGUAAAACUGAAUCAAUUAUAUUAUUAUUUAUAUGGAUUCCUUUAUCA